Molecule: messenger RNA, 5227 nt
Organism: Anneissia japonica
Lineage: Eukaryota; Metazoa; Echinodermata; Crinoidea; Comatulida; Comatulidae
Product: steroid 17-alpha-hydroxylase/17,20 lyase-like
Exons: 10
Coding region: 1854-3221 (455 amino acids)
Biological process (GO): hormone biosynthetic process; progesterone metabolic process
Molecular function (GO): heme binding; iron ion binding; steroid 17-alpha-monooxygenase activity
Source: RefSeq, a predicted model, not a curated record
ACAAUGGUUAUCAAAAGUAUGACAAAGCAUAAGAUGAUAAUUAUAUUUUUACUUUGUUUUAUUCUGAAAAUAACCACAUGGGCCUAGACACUAGAAAUAUAAUUGAUGUCAUGAAAUAAAAACAGUUGGUUCUACGGUGUCUGGCCAUUCUGAGUUUGCCAAAUGUUAAAUUUCUGACUCAAAUUUGGUGAAUCCCAAAUAGCCGAAUAAUAGAUUACCAACUUCCUCUUUGUCGAAACCCAAUUUGCUGGAUAACGAUCCAUUAGUUAAUUAAGUGUCGACUUUUUUUUUACUGUAUAUGGGCAAUUCCACGGUAACUUACCUGCAUGCGGUAUAGUUCAACUACAGUUGUAUUAUUAUUAUUCAUAUUCAAUCUGCAAACUUAUUUUAAAAACUACAGUACACUAUAUUUCACAUUUAUGUAGAACACUUCAACAAUGUGAAAUUUAAUUAAAAUGGUGGUAACUAUUGGCAAUACGUUGGUAUCCUCAAUUUCGGUCGGUCGGUCGGUCGCAACGACCGAUCGAUCGACCGACCGACUGACCGACUGACUGACUGACUAACUAAAUAACUAAAUAACUAACUAACUAACUAACUAACUAACUAACUAACUAACUAACUAACUAACUAACUAACUAACUAACUAACUAACUUUGGUAAAGCGCAUCCUGAAACAUAGUGGAAAAUACUUCUACAAAGGACUCAACUUUAAUGAUAUACCCACGUAGUAGCUACGAACACGAAAGCUAGAAAUUUUUGUCAACCCAAAACCUAGAAUCAACUCUCAUGCUUGCACUGUCGCCAAUCUCUUCAAGAAAGAUAAUUAAAAUUAGGCAGGAAUUAUAUACCAAAUUUAACAAGACGUACCAGUUAAUAAACAAAAAGAUUAAAAUAAUUAUAAUUUGCUUCUUUGCUUUUGAGUUGAGACGUACAAGCGUCUUUUUUUUAAAUUUAUAUUUGUAAGUCAGCGUCGCCCAAAUCGAGUAAACAGUAGUCAAAAAUCCGUCAUUGUUUUUUAAAACAUUUUAAAUUCAUGAGUGUAACAAGUAAUCUCCACAGUGGCAGAUUUAAUGGGGACUCAGCCACCACCCUCCCAACUAAUGGAGAAAAAUAAAUUGAUUAGUCAUUCCACCAUAUUAUAAAAAUAAACAUUUAGCAGACAAGAUCAACAGUCUUGUGUACUUUGUUAAGUAAAUAAAACUCGAAUCGAUUUUCCACCGCUACUUUAUGUUCGACUUUAUGACGUUAUGACCAGCUAGUUGAGGUUGAUGGCUUGUGGUUCUAAGUAAUCAACACAUAACACGCUAAUAUCAUUUUGGUAUGACAAUAUUGUAUAUGCCCUGGGUGGCCACUGAUUUUGCAUUCUGAAAGUGGGUCGCCACCAAAAAUAGGUUUAAAAGCCAGGGGUUUAAACUGUUACAAAUGAUAUUCUGAUUAUAAAACACCUACAUGUAAAAUAAAAAACAAAUCGUGUAUGGCCUUUUACCUCCAAAGGAACCUAGAUGUACUAGGAGCUAGAUAAUAUUAUAAUAAUCUUUAACCCGAACAGACAAUGGGUGAUGACAGAGACUAUCGAUUUUAUUUAAGUUUGAGCUAACAAGCUACACUUGACAUCACAUUCAGAGAACAGUACCUCUGGCUGCAGGACUUUCGAUUUUGAACGGAAAAUAAGAUUUUUUGUUUUGUUUUGUGAGCAGAAGUCGAGAGGUACCCGAGAAACGGCAUGGAUAUAUCAAGUAUAACAGCAUUGUUCGUGGUUAUUGUUAUCUUAAUAAUAACAUGGUUGUACAAGAGCACGCGUCGACCGCCUGGAUUUGCCGACUGGACCUGUCGCUUACCCAAUCAUAGGAAGCAUGUCUGUGUUUGCUGGAGAAACCCCACCUCAAGAAGUAAUGAAGAAGAUGUCAAAAAUAUAUGGUGAUAUAUUUUCUCUCAAGAUUGGAUCUUUCUGGGCUGUGGUUCUUAAUAACUAUGAGUUAGUACAGGAGGCACUGUUGACGAAACCAAACGAUUUUAGUGGACGGCCGCCUUCAUUUUUAUUCGACUGGUUUACAGAUGGUCAGAAGGAUAUCGCUGUUGCCAACCCUACUCCGAUUUGGAAGUACCAUCGAAUGUUGGCCCAUUCCGCAAUCAGAAAAUUUGCGUCUGGGGAAUAUCUGGAAAAACUUCAUGAAGAAAUCAGACCACUUCUGACAGAAGUGAUGUCUAAAAAGAUGAAAACGACAUUUGACCCCAACGAAAUUAUAACAUUUGCCAUUUACAACGUCAUUGCUUCUAUGUGCUUUGGAUAUAAAUAUAAAAUUGAUGAUCCAAGACUUGAGGACAUUGCUGAAAUUUCAAGAGAGCUUAAUGAAGGAUUUGGAAACGGGUGGAUCGCUGACUUCAUUCCGUGGUUUCGAUAUAUUCCGAAUCCUCAUUUUUACAGUUUCAAAAAAGUUGCUUCUAAAUUUUUCGCAUACAUCAUGAUUGAGGUUAGAUCACAUUUGGACAACUUUGACCCAGAUCGUCCCGCCAACGAUCUUAUUGAUCUUCUUCUAAAAUCCCAGAAGGAAGAAGAGCUAAAGGGGAACGUUGAUCAGGGUAGCAAACUAACCGAUAUUCAUAUCAAACAAAUAAUUGCGGAUCUCUUUUCUGGCGGUAUUGAUACUCAAAACAUAACUCUACUAUGGGCCAUUGCGUGUGUGGUUGAUAACCAGGAUGUGCAGGAAAAAGUCAAGAAAGAAAUUGAUGACCUUAUUGGCGACAGACCUCCCAGACUAAGUGACCGUGGAAAGUUGCCGUAUACAGAGGCUACAAUCAUGGAGAUAAUGCGAUAUAAGUCUACGAAACCACUUACAGUUACUCACAGAGCAAUGAAAGACUCGAAAAUCGGCACCUAUAAUGUACCUGAAGACACGUGGGUCUUUAUUAAUCUCUGGGCGCUUCAUAAUGACUCAAAAUAUUGGAACUCCCCCGAGAAAUUCAAACCCGAUCGAUUUUUGGAUUCAUCCAACUCUGUUAAACAACGUCUUCCGAGCUUCCUGCCGUUCUCCACUGGUCGCAGAGUGUGUGUUGGAGAAUCUUUAGCUAAAGCUAACCUUUUCCUUACAUUUGUGUGGUUGAUUCAGAAUUAUAAAUUCACUAAACCACCAGGUGUAAGGGGACCAGUAACUACCGAGGGAAAGCCCCAGCUUAUAUCAUUCCCAAUGCCCUACAAAAUCAGGGCUGAACGUUGGGAGUAGAGCAGUGAUUUAUUUUAAGUCAUCUAAAUGAGUCAUAGCAGAGCCAGAAACACGCGCAUGUCCCAAACAUGCACGUUUACGUAUGUUUACAGUGGCGGAUCUACGGGGGUUAGACGAACCCCCCUCUGUGAAGAAAUGUAACAAAAUACAAGGGUACUGGCUUACAAAAAUCAUGCUAACCUACCUAGGCAUAGGUUGGAAGGUCAGACAAACUAGGCUUAGCCCAACUAGUUUUCAAUUGAAUAAAUUAUACACACUGUUUUUGGUUCGCUGUCGUAAUAAUGUACGAAAGUAAGUUAUUCAGUCCUAUCGGUUCAUCAAUCCAUGGAAGAAAAACUACAUAUCUAACUACUCAAUGUUGUUGGAAUACAAUAAUAUAUUGCCUGUCUUAAUUUUUCCUCUAUGAUAGGCCUAAAGAAUAAGAUAAAAUUACCUCAUUUAAGAGGGGAAAAACCUUGAAUUUUAAAGAACACCGGCCAUCUAGGAAUCAAAUUUCAUUUUGGGGUUUUUUAGGAAACAUUUGGUAAACGUCUGUUGAUUCGUAAUUCUGAAUCUCCCUCUUUCAAAUCCUGGAUCCGCCCCUAGUUUACACCGUGAGUUUGUGGGACCUUAGUGGAACUUAUCGGAACUGUUCAAUUUACUUGUUGUUUUUGUUUUUGUUUUUUUGUUUUUUGCGAUCCUCAAUCACCACAUAAUUUAGACAUUGAUUGUUAACUGAUAAAAACAUACUUUUAUAGUAUUUUAAUGUUUUAGUAUGUUGAAUAACAAUUACAAUAAUUGAUAAGAUAACAUUAGUCCGAAUGUUGUGUUGUGUAUUCAGAAUGGGAAAAUUGUAUAACCCAAUUGUGGAAAAGUAAUACCAAGCUGUCCAUUCUGCAAAAUUUUAACUAUAAAAAGCACUUUAGCUAUUUAAAAUAAAGGAAUUUAUAAUAGGAACUUAGUAGAAGAGACAUAAAUUCACAUUACUAGUAUUUGUUUAGAAAAAAAAAUUAAUAAGCAUACACCAUUCCAUUACAUUUAUUAAGAAAUUGAAAGAGAUUUAUUUUAAGAUAGACAUAUUAUUUAAUAAUUGUUUACCCCGGAAGAAAAGUGUUGCAAAUUUGUGUCCGAUGGGCUCUGAACAUCAAGACCACGAUAGAUAUACUAAAAGUGGCCUGGAACUAAGGUUGGGGUACCGUUAGUCUUACGUUUAAUCAGGCUGUCAUUUGUGACCUCAUGAGCCAAGUAAUGGACCUAUUCGGAGUGUCAAUCAAACUUAACAAAUCAUAGCAGAGCCAGAAACAGGCGCAUGUCCCGUGUUUACGUAUGUUUACACCGUGGUUUUGGUGGAUCUAGUAAACUUAUCAGAACCGUUCAAUUUACGUAAUACUUUUCUUGCGAUCCUCAAUCACCACAUAAUUCAGACAUUUAUUGUUCACUGAUGAAAAUAUACUUUUAUAGUAUUUUAAAUGUUUAUUUAGCAUUUUGAAUAACAAUUACAAUAAUUAAUAAGUAUACACCAGUCUAUUACAUUAAUUAAGAAAUUGAAAGUUAUCGGACUAUUAUACAGUACAUAGUACAAAUGAUACUCAUUUCCUAAGGGGAAGUAUUCCGUCAUGAAGUUAAACUUUAGUAAUUUUUGCACAGAAUGCCAACCUCUCUCAUAUUUUAUUCUCAUAAAAAUUUUUUUUUUGCCAUUGAGAUUCUGGAUUACCGUUUGGUUGUCAAUUAAACUAAGAAAACAAAGGAGGUAUACUUCCACAAUCAGAACAUUUUUUUUGAAGCAUUACAUAAUACGCAGCAUUAUUAAUAUGCAUCUUAAAAACAAAAUUCAUUACAGUUGUAAUCACGACCACUCUAUAGCAUCAAACACAUGUUGAUCAUCAUCUUUACAACAGGAACGUAAACAUCAUCUCAGGCUUUCAACAGCAUUAACAUUUAAUAAAAAAUAAUUGUUUUGGUUGGCCUUUUCUUUCACCACAAACCGCUGGGCUGCGUCUUACGACGCCAUCUGAGUUGGUCUUAAG